ACCGUUGUUUUGUUUUAGCCUUUAAAAACUUUCAGUUUUUUAUUAAAUUAUGAAUGUUGACGAGUGAAUAGUCAAUUAAUUAUUGUCUGUAAUGUGUAUCUUUUUGAUUGGUGUAUUAACUAACUAAAUUAUCUCUGAAUAAGUUAAUCAUAGCCAGAAGUCGUGAUCACUCACGGCUCUGGUGAGUAGUCUGUAUUGACGAGCUGUGUUUUUAAUUAGUGACAAAAGCGAAAGGAGCUCGGACGAAGUACGAUUAUGUACACACUACACCAGUAGACGUUUCGAAAAGCACGUUCGCCAAUGUAUUUAUGAUAAUGUAUUAAAAGUUUUGGUCAUUAAAUCUUUACCUAUUGUUAAUGGCUUGAACAACUUUUUCUAGUUGGAAUUUUAUUAUUUUACGAUGGAGUGUAAAAAUUAUUGUGUGGUAUUUAUAAUAUUUGCUGUUGCUAUAGUUCAAGCAGUGGGUUAUGAUACGGAAUUAUUCGAAAGUCCUCCGUGCGAUAGUAAUGCGUGUUUUGAAACUCUUCAUGGAGCGCUUGGAGAUUGUUCAUGUAAUGUAGACACAAUCGACUAUUUUAACAACGUAAAAAUAUUUCCCCGAAUCCAGAGCUUGGUGAGCAAAGACUAUUUUCGUUUUUAUAAAGUUAACUUAAAAAAAGAAUGUCCGUUCUGGGCAGAUGAUAGUAGAUGUGCUAUGAAAUACUGUCAUAUCAAAACAUGCUCCAAAGAGAGUGUGCCUGGAUUUGAUGGUUAUGAAGAGGAAUAUCUUGAAGAAUCUCCAGCUUUAAAAUACUCAUUAGAUGCAACUACACCCUGUGAUCAAGAUUCUGAUCAUGAUCCUGAUUUGGGUUACCUGAAUAUGACGAUUAGUGCUGCAAGUCAAUUUGAAAUAGCUAAAUGGAAAGCAUAUGAUGAUUCCUUAGAAAAUUUCUGUCAAUGUGAUGACAAAGAUGCUGAUGCAGAGUUUGUGGACCUUUCACUAAAUCCUGAACGUUAUACAGGCUAUAAAGGUCCCUCUGCCCACAGAAUUUGGAGGAGUAUAUACCAAGAAAACUGCUUCCGCCCAAAGACAAAUCCAUAUCAAUCAUUCCCAUAUGUAUUAAGUUCCGAUUUAAGCAAUAUGUGUUUAGAAGAGAGGGUUUUUUAUAGAGCUAUAUCUGGUUUACAUACAAGCAUUAACAUCCACCUUUGUUCAAAAUAUUUGUUGUCAGAGAAAAAGAUAGGAUUUGCUGCCCCACCUGAAGGAGAAUGGGGUCCUAAUUUGGAAGAAUUUCAGCGUCGAUUUGAUCCAUCCCAAACAUAUGGUGAAGGCCCCAAUUGGUUAAAGAAUUUGUACUUUUUGUACUUAUUAGAAAUGAGGGCUCUCGCCAAAGCUGGUCCAUAUUUGGAGAGAGAGGAUUAUUUUACAGACAGCCCUAUUGAAGAUGAAGAGACAAGGAAUGCAAUAAAAAAUAUGUUGGGAGUUAUUUACUCAUUUCCAGAUCAUUUCAAUGAAUCGCUUAUGUUUAAUGGUGGGACUCAAGCUGCCACUUUAAAGUUUGAGUUUAGAGAGCAUUUCUUAAAUAUUUCCAGGAUAAUGGAUUGUGUAGGUUGUGACAAAUGUAAGCUGUGGGGUAAACUACAGACACAAGGUCUGGGAACAGCUUUGAAGAUUCUCUUUUCAGGUAGAUGGGAUAGUGAAGGUGACCCAGGUCAAGGCAGGUUACCUUUGCGGCACAAAUCACAAAAACGCCUUCAGAGGACAGAAAUAGUUGCUUUAUUCAAUGCAUUUGCGAGGCUGUCGAAUAGUAUCCGAGAGUUGGAAAAUUUCAGGAGUAUGUUAAGUGGUAAUAUGGAGCAAGAGAAGAAGAAUAUAUUCACCGCAUCAGGGUCCAGCAUCGAGAUAGCUGAGAAGUGCGCUUCGGGAGGUGCUAAACCCAGAAUUUGGAGUUGAUUCUCUCGUUAGUGCGGAUUUCGUUACACUAUUACAUGAUUUGUAAAAUGCAUAUUUUUUUUGUUACAUUUGAUAAGUCUGGUUAGACAUGGCAUAUGUUUGAGUGUGGUAUUUUUUAACACAGGCUUAUUCAAGGCAUUUGAUCAAUAAGCCGUUAAUUAUUGUGUGAUGACCAUAAUUUAAUUUUGUCUUUUAUACGAGUACUACACAUUCACAUAGAACCGUGACCACCGUAGAGACUUAAUGUAAGUGUUAAGUAAAUUACAUGAUAUCUUCAUCUUCUCUCUUAAAUAGUAGAUUCUUAGUGCGUCUAACGUUUCUUUUUCUCUGAAAAUCCCAGCAGCGCUUGAGUUUUUACUGCCAAUGUCAGCGCUAUGGAUUUUGAGAGAACUGUUAUAAAAGCAACAUAUACAGGUUUGAUAAUUGUAAUUUUAGUCUCAAAGUCCAUAUAAUUAUCUAUAUAGGCUCAUAUAGUAUCACCUAACACUCUAGAUAUAUUAAAUAUAUAUAAAAGAAUAUUAAUAAACGUACUAUGUUCGAAUAGCUAAGAAAUGUUAUUUAUAUUAAUAUAACAAUAUCGAGCAUAUUAAUAUAAAUCUGGCAAAAAUAAUUAUUUGCGUAUAGUACGAUUAUGAAUAAGUGUUAGUUUACAAAUUACCAGCAGGGUUACUGUGUAAAAUUUUAGGCGGAAUUCUAACAAAGUGCCUUUUCUAAUUUAUGACUUCAAGUAAACACAAGAUCUAGUUUCAAUAUUGUAUUGUCGUAUUGGAAUUACGUGGUACCGAAACUUUAAUAUUGAUUUCAACUAUAAAAGUUACGGAGUAAGUCUGCUUUAUUCUAUUUAAUUUCAUUUUUAGUAGUACGAAUUUGAGUUUUAAAUAAUUUUCACAGUUGCUAUUUAUUUUGUAAUUUGUAUAUUUUUUGGAUUAUUUUGCAUCACAUAUAUUUAUUUGUCACCCAGUGUUUAGAGAAAUUGAUAGGUUUCAUUUAUUUUUACGUCUUGUAUAUAAUUGUUAGGUAAUUUUAAUAGGAUUCAAUAUAUACAUAAGUACAUUUUGUAAUGCGACACUUUGUUAUGGUUUGACAUUUGUAUCUGACCGAAUGAUGUAUAUUAUUAAUUAAACCAUUAUAUUGUCAAUCCAAGCUAGCCUCAAUACGAUAGGGACAAACUAAUCGGAAUUUUAGCAACUGACAGUCACGUGACGGAGACCUUACACAGUAACUUCUAUUAGCGAUACGAGUUUCUGUUGCGCGCGAUUCCACUUCCGACUACGAGAGCUAUAUCGUACUUUCAUACAAAAACGUCGGGUUUCGUAUCGCUGUUCCUUUUGGAAGUUACAGAGUAAGGGUGUAGGCGUGUGUUGACCAUGCUAUACCUAUCAGAACCGUCUGUCUCAAAGUAUUUUUAGUUUCCUUGUACAUGACUAUGCUGGAGGUGGGUAAUAUGUAUGAAAAAUGUAAAAUAAUAUAUGAAGUUAUCAAAUUCAUGGUAAAGUUUCAUGAUUACGUACUCUUUUGAGUGAAACGUACAUAUAAUGUACUUUUUGUGUUUUGAUUUAAAAAUGCUUAUCACACACGAUAGCGUGAAAAGUACACGGGUUUAUGAUUGAACAUGUCACAAAAUGCCUGGCGUUAUUUUUAUAUAGAUAUGUAUUUAAUUGGAAAUUGGACCUUGGAUAUAUACAUUUGUAUCUAGAUUAUAUUCCCUACUGCUUUUACAGAGCGUAAAUCUGGUUUGGUUUUUUAAAUAUAAUAGUAUCUACGAAAUAAUGAAUGUCUAGUACACAAGAACUAAAUCAAUGUACUGUACAUCGUCCUAAACCUGAGAUCCCGUACUAAAUAGGCGAUUGUAAGAUUAAUGUUAUAUCGUACACACCUUUAAGAUACAAAUGUAUAUAAGUCACACAGCAAAUAUAUAGUUAUUUUAUUUUACAAUCAAUUACUGUGUCACAAAUAUUUUUUUAUGUUAUUAUUUUAUGAAAAUUGUCUCAUUCUCUAGUCAGAGCCAUGAUAAAACUAUUCGAUACAUAAUCAUUUUAUUUUUAACAAAUAUUUUAAUUUAUUAUUUCAAGUUAUUUUAUAGAUUUUUUGAUGUGUUUUUUUUUGUUUUGUCUGACAAACGUUCGCGUGCGUUAUGUUUAUUUUAUAUCAUGGCGACUAUACUUAAAAUAUGGAAUUUAUAACAUCAUGUACAAAUAAUGAACUAAUUUUUUUCGUGUUUACUUAAGAAUAAAUGUAAUUUCAUGGUUAAGCAUGUGUCUGUGAUCAUUAAGGUCUGUUAUUCAUGACAGUUCGUUUUAAUAAAUGUUUUAUUUUA
Messenger RNA from Pieris brassicae (large cabbage white), 4250 nucleotides. It is a transcript of the gene Ero1L, whose product is annotated as ero1-like protein. The record is from RefSeq and is a predicted model, not a curated record. The transcript has 2 exons. Gene Ontology annotation, biological process: protein folding in endoplasmic reticulum. The coding region runs from base 401 to 1933 and encodes 510 amino acids. NCBI's taxonomy places the organism in Eukaryota, Metazoa, Arthropoda, Insecta, Lepidoptera, Pieridae. Gene Ontology annotation, molecular function: protein-disulfide reductase activity; FAD binding; thiol oxidase activity. Gene Ontology annotation, cellular component: endoplasmic reticulum; endoplasmic reticulum membrane.